Messenger RNA from Harpia harpyja (harpy eagle), 7381 nucleotides. It is a transcript of the gene NACC2, whose product is annotated as NACC family member 2. Gene Ontology annotation, molecular function: DNA-binding transcription factor activity, RNA polymerase II-specific; protein binding; RNA polymerase II cis-regulatory region sequence-specific DNA binding. The record is from RefSeq and is a predicted model, not a curated record. NCBI's taxonomy places the organism in Eukaryota, Metazoa, Chordata, Aves, Accipitriformes, Accipitridae. Bases 314 to 2050 code for a protein of 578 amino acids. Gene Ontology annotation, biological process: regulation of transcription by RNA polymerase II. The transcript is spliced from 6 exons.
GUAGUAUUGAAGGCAAACAGGAUUUUAAAUCUCCUGGACUCUUGCGUGGAGCUCGGGGAGGGGGGACGGGGGGGGUUUGGGCUCUGGCUCGUGUCGGUGAAUCCGCAGUGAUUUCCUUUGCUGGAGUUCCAGUGCACGGGCUGCGCUAACGCUACCUGCUCCGCCGUUGCACGGGGUUUGCGUAUGAGCUCCCUUCGAACGCGAGGCUUGCUUUGGUCGGUGAGAGGAGGAAUUAUCCCCAUGGCCAAAAGAUGUGCCCUACUUUGGAUAUUCCUGCAUUGAAUGUCUGAGGAGCUCCAGCCGAUCCUGAGCCAUGUCGCAGAUGUUGCACAUAGAGAUUCCCAACUUUGGGAACACCGUUCUGGGCUGCCUGAACGAGCAGCGGCUGCUGGGGCUGUACUGCGAUGUCUCCAUCGUGGUGAAGGGCCAAGCCUUCAAGGCGCACCGGGCGGUCCUGGCCGCCAGCAGCCUCUACUUCCGAGACUUGUUCAGCGGGAACAGCAAAAAUGCCUUUGAGCUGCCAGGUACCGUCCCCCCCGCUUGCUUCCAGCAGAUCCUCUCCUUCUGCUACACCGGGAAGCUGACCAUGGCGGCGAGCGAGCAGCUGGUGGUGAUGUACACGGCGGGCUUCCUGCAGAUCCAGCACAUCGUGGAGAAAGGGACGGACUUGAUGUUCAAGGUCAGCUCUCCCCACUGUGACUCUCAGACCACCAUGAUCGAAGACCCCAGCUCGGAGCCGCAGAGCCCCUGCAACCAGCUGCAGUCGGCCUCGGCGCCCUACGUCAUGUCCCCUUCCAUGCCCAUCCCGCUCCUCACGCGCGUCAAACACGAGAACCUCGAGCUGCAGGCAGCUGCCCUGCCCGGCCUGCCCGGCAAGCGGCCCCUCGAGCCCGGCGCCCGCGAGGGGACUGGCGGCGGUGGCCCCAACGCCGGUCCCCUGAAGCUCUCCCGCGUCUCCUACUACGGGAUGCCCAACCUGGCCACCCUCAUCCCCAACGUCCAGCAGGUCCAGUACUCGCAGGGGGAGCGGACGAGCCCCGGCGCCAGCAGCAUUCCCACCACCGACAGCCCCACCUCCUACCACAACGAGGAGGACGAGGAGGACGACGAGGCGUACGACACCAUGGUGGAGGAGCAGUACGGGCAGAUGUACAUCAAGUCCUCGGGAGGCUACUCUGUUGCUCAAGAGAAGCCAGAGCAGAUCCCACUGGAGAACCGCUCCUGUGUCCUCAUACGACGGGAUCUAGUUGCUCUCCCAGCCAGUCUUAUCAGUCAAAUCGGAUACCGUUGCCACCCGAAACUCUACUCAGAGGGAGAUCCUGGAGAAAAACUUGAGCUCGUUGCAGGCUCAGGUGUUUACAUCACCCGGGGGCAGCUGAUGAAUUGCCACUUAUGUGCCGGUGUCAAACACAAGGUCCUUCUGAGACGUCUUCUGGCCACCUUCUUUGAUCGGAACACGCUCGCCAACAGCUGCGGAACUGGAAUCCGGUCCUCCACGAGCGAUCCCAGCAGGAAGCCCCUGGACAGCAGGGUUCUUAAUGCAGUCAAAUUGUAUUGUCAGAAUUUUGCCCCGAGCUUUAAGGAAAGCGAGAUGAAUGUUAUAGCAGCCGAUAUGUGCACCAACGCCCGCCGGGUCCGCAAGCGCUGGCUGCCGAAGAUUAAGUCCAUGCUGCCAGAAGGGAUGGAGAUGUACCGCACGGUCAUGGGCUCCACCACAAACAGUGUCCCCCUGGAUCCUGAAUUCCAGCCCAACACUGCUCAGGUCUUUGAGCAGCGAAUCUAUGCAGAAAGGAGGAGCGAUUCAGGAACUAUAGUAGCCUUGAGAACUAACACGGUGAACGUAGAGCUAAGCAAUGGAUCCAACCAGUCCUUCGAACAGAGCGAGGAUGCCGAAGGGGCUGGCUCUGUGAUACAGGAGGCAGCUGCCACAGAUGCUAUGGCAUCGGAUACCCAAAGCACUCCGCAACCUUUUGAACAAGGUUCGGGCUCCUCCAGCCGGCCCGAAACUCCCGUGAGAAGACAAGAUGGUACUUACGGAGGGACUUUAUAAAGAGAGCAAACGUUUCGUGACCUAUAAGGGAUCUGUAAUACUAAAGCUGCUUGCAUGCAUUACUAAUACAAAACAAAAAAUGUGAUCAAGCCACUUACCUACUGAACUGCUACUGUUGCCUGAAAAAAAUGUGAUUUUUAUUCUGCUUGUAUUUAAAAUUUAUGAAGGAAAUAAUCGCAUUCGUUAUACUGUAAACGACUAGGUCUGUGGCGACCUACUUAAAAAAAAAUAUUGGGCUCCUUUUUUGAUAUUCCUGAGGUUAGUCUAUAAGAUUGUAGCUUUUUCUUUUUUUUUUUUUUUCCUUUUUUUUUUUAAUUUUAAGAAGGGGAGGAGAAAAGCUAGCCAACCCCCCCCAACCACCACCACCACCCCCCAUCAUCACCACCCCAUCCAUUACUCAGCUCAGAAGUAAAGCCAUCGUUAACCUUGUCCUCUAAAGAAAGUUUUACCGUCACUUAACAGGAAAGCAAGGUGUGUUAGGGUACAAGUGCUGUGACUGGCGAUGUUUGUCUCUAGCAGAAGGGCUCUAGCCAAGUGGGACAGGGUGGGGGAAAUCGUUAGAGGCUUCUGGUGUCGGAGGGAGCCCCUUGCCGUGGGUGCUGCGGGGCAGGGUGCUGCGGGGCAGGGUGCUGCGGUGCCCGGCCGCUGCCGGAGGCUGGCGGAGACUCGGUGCCGUUGUCUCGGGGAUUUUUAUCCAGUUCCCGGGAGCAGGGAUGGUUCCGCGGGAGUUGAGGCUUGCACGUGUCAGGAGGACUGCGUGGGAUGCAGGUGGAGACCCUGGCCGGUGUUGUGGUUGUUGUCGGGUUUUUUUCCCCCAAUACAGCUGGGUUUUGGGUUUGGUUUCUCCCUCCCUCCCUCCCAGCGACUCCUUUUCGUUUGCUUCUCCUUGCUUGCAACUUCACGUCACCCGCUUCUUGGGCGAACAGGCUCGCGUCACCCCACCGCAACAAGGUGUGCAGGCAGGCGGACCAAGUCCUGGGGCCACCUCCUCGGGGGGGGAGUAGCCCCCCUCGGCCACCUGCGAAGGGCUUUGGAGGGGAAUCUGAGCACGGAAAGCAUGUUGGUCUUGCUCCGAAGGGCACGGAGCCGGGAGCUCUCGGCGUCGGCUUCCAGCAGCAUCCGCACUGGAGGCAGGGCACGGUGCAGCCGCUGGCGUGCGGGGCUCGCCUGCCGCCCCCUCCCCUCCUCCCCAGGCCACCCAGACUCUCACUUUUUAAUAAUUUGGAGUGUACUGGAUGCACAAAAAGUAAAAAAAAAAAAAAAUUAGCAUUGUGCCCUUCUGUGAAGAGGUUUUGGGAAAGAGGAAGCGGUUUGCCUCUUGCUCAUCCUCUGGACAGGCCCUUCUGGGGAAAAGCCCAAUGUUGAGUUAUUUGCCUUUUUUUUUUUUUUUUUUUUUUAUUGAAAGCUGAUGUCCCCAGGCUGUGUUGGCUUUGGUGGCCCCAGCUGGCCUCGGCUCGAUGGUGCGGGCGCAGGGAUGGGACCUGCAGGUGCCCCUGGAGCCUGGCCGGGCAGCGGGUACCAGCUCACCCCCUCCGCUUGCUGCCUCCUGCCUGCAUCGGCUCUGCCCGCUCGCCCUUAGAAAUGCCCCAAAGCGACCGUAACCCUUCCCGCAGACCCGGCUCCCGCAGGGCGCUGGGCACAGUCGCUGCCCGUCCCCGCUCGCCGCGGCUUCGCCCUGGGUGCUGCCGCCGGGCUGGGGGGUGCCGGGCACCCGCGGGGAUGCUGAAGCCGGCGUGCACCCAAGGGAUGGGGGCAGUGACGUGAAAGCCAAGUAUGGCUUUUUUUCUUUUCUUUUUUUAAUUAUUAUUUUUACAGUGAUUAGGCGGCCUGCUUUAAUGGUAUUUGCAGCUCGUUCUUUCACGAGUUUGGGACUAUUGAACAAAUGCAAGGUGCACCGAGAGUCGCUUUCGAAGGCUACUGUGGCUGCGCUCUUCUUCUCUUUCCUGCUUUGGUUCCUGAAUCCAGACGGCGCUUUGCUCAGGGUUUUUCUUCCUUCUUUGUAUUUCCAUUGGGAAAGGGGGAGGGGGGAGAGGAUAACCCAACUUUUGGCCAUUUGUUUUCUUUUCUUUGAUACUUGAAGCAGUUUUUUGCAUCGUGGCAACAAAGCUGUCCGGCGCUUAGCCUGCUCCACUGCUCCUUGCCCCGAGAAAAAAACAGUCAAGGACGGGGCGGUCUCUGCCUCACGUCUUGCACAGCUCUUGAGUUUUGGCACGGCUUGGCUUGGGUGGACCGUGACGCCCCGGACCGGGCGCCCUGCUGCCGCCGGGGUGGGGUGGGGUGGGGGGGCUGGUGCAGGUGACGGCGUGAUGAGCCGGUGCGGAGGUGCGCGAUGCUUCGGGGAGCGGGGACGAGCACGGCCGGGGGCUCUAUUUGCACUUUACCCACGUCAGCAAACAAAACUCGCGCUCUCGCCGAAGCCCGGAGCUGGCGCAGCUCGUCCCCUGCCCGGCGUUGCCUCGGGAGGAGGCUCCUUCUUGCGCGGUGAUGCCCGUCGGUGCUUACCCGUGCCGGGGGCACGCGGCCGGAGGACGGAACAUGAGCGGGGGGUGUACCGGGGACCACGGGGCUGAGCUUGGGGUGGGCUUCUUCCCCGGACGCUCCCGAGGAGACGGAGCGAUCCGGUUCCUUGGCCCCGAGGGUGUCCCUGUCCCCCGUGGGAGCGGUUUCUGGGGGGCCAGCUCUUGGGCAGCUCGGCCAGGUUGGCGGGGCUCGGGGGGUCAAGUUUGGCUGAGGCCCCUCCUGAUGCCCCAAAGUUUGGGUUUGCCAAAAGUUUGAGGCAAGCUGGGAGCAGGUCGGGGUGUCGGAGAUCAAAAGUCGUCCCUUCGUUGUGUGUCUGUGUGCAUAUAUAGAUAUAUUAAAGAUACUGCAAAGGAUUCCUCCUCCUUUUUGGCACUUGCUGGGGUUCGGUGAGCAGGCUGAGCCCGCCAGCCGGGGUUCGCAGUUGGCUGCAGGUAUUAAUUCUGGACCAAACCCGCGCCCAGACAGACGGCUCCGGCCGGCGGGGCCACCCCGGGGGGGGCAGCAGCAGAAGUACUUGAAUGGCUUAGGACAGAGAGUCUGAAGAGAGUCAAGUUGCACAGUGAAAAUAUAUAUUUUUAUACCUAGCACAACUUCCUGUAUAUUUUUGGGGUUUUUUCUUUCUUUUUCUUUUUUCCUUUUUUCUUUUUUUUUUUUUUUUUUUGAUUUGGGUUUGUUUGUUUUAUUAAUUAUUUUAUUAGGAAGGCAAACUUCUAAAAUGUGAAGGGCGUUGGGUUUUUCCUUAUCUGGUAGAUGAGGGCAAGCAUUUUGCACUAAUGUUUCCUGUGUGUGGAGGAUUAAUGAUAUGUUUGAAAAUGUUAUAUGGUAAUGAUUGUAUUCUUCCGAAAAAAACAAAAACAAAAAAAAAGAGUAACCCCUUUAAAAUACUGAAUGUAAGGUGAGAACAGAGCAGUCCAUCGAUUGUAUGCGGCUUUCCUGAGUGCCUUAGAAUUUUUUGAUCAUUUUUUCCAAGGAAAACAGAUUAAGAAGAUCAGAUCAUAACCGACUCCUUCCUCCUCUUUGUUUACGACACUAUUUUAAAUUAUAGAAUUUGGGGCUGCUUUAUAAUGUGAAUAGGAAACUGCAUUCAUCUAGGUCUGAUAGUGUAAAAUCAAAGCAUCAGUAUUUAUGGUAUGUCUGCACCUUUAUUCUUAUGCUUGACUAUUAGCAAUAUUACAUGUAUAUUAUAUAUCUAAAGUUAUACCAAGCACCUUUAAAGAAAACGGAGUGUAAGCAUACAAGUUACCUGCAGCUGCCAUAUAGUGUAGAAGCCAGCCCCUCUCCUCCUCGUUAGCGCCAAUUAACACCACCAUCCUGAGAGCUGCCGCUUUGCAGAAGGGCUGCAUGACCUUCUUCUGCCGCACCCCGGUCCCGCGUCCCGGCGUCCUGCGGGCCCAGCUUUGCCCGGGGGGUCGCGGUGAAGCCCCCCGUGUCCCGCGGGCCGGUGACGUUCCCGCGCCGCUUUGGUGGCGGCGGCGACGCCGGCGCGGGCGGGAGCUGCCCGCGGAGAGGGAAGAAGUUGGGGAGCGGGUCCUUUUUGCCGCCUUGAUGGUUUAAUUCUUCUAACUGUGGUUUCACCCUAAAAAUUCCCCGGGGGAGGGUGGGUGGGUGCGGGGCUGGUGGCGGGGGAGCCCGGCCGUGGGUGCCGCGCACCGGGGCUCCCCUCCUGCGGCCGGGCGAGGGGCUCGACCCCACGCGGCCCCCCCAAAACUGGAAUUGCCCACGGCUUGACCAGCGUUUGAGGGAGCGGAGCGUCCUAGCCGUGGCGUUACGCGGGGGGCCGCCGCCUCCCCUCAGCCCUUUGCCGCCGGGUUUUCGCUCGUGGAUCGCUUCUUUUUCUGGAAAUAGCUCGCCGCCGGUGGAGAAGGGCCAACGGGAAAACCGGGACGAGCCCCCGCCGCCUCCCCGGCAGUAAAUCCCCACCACCCCAUUGCCAGUCCACAGCCAUCUCGGGCUUCAACUGCUGUUCAAAGUGUUCCUGCUGUCCGAAUCGGUCGCGCCGCGAGCGAGCGAGCGAGCCCCGAGCGCGCGGGGUGGGAGGGAAGCGAGCGGGAGCUCCCCAGCCCCGCUCGCCCGGGGGGGCUGACGUCUAACGCACUCACAUUGGAAACCCCUCAACUCCUCCGAUGAGUUUCUUCCACUGUUUAAGCGUUUUGCACACAAAAUUGUGAUUUUUAUGUCAAGGUAAAAGCCAAAACUUGCAAUACUAUUUUUAGCAGACAAAAAAAAAAAAAAAAGAAAUAAUAAAUAAAUAAAAAAAAAAAAACAACUGAGUAUAAAUGUAUAAAUAUUUUUGACUUGAACAUUUGGAUGGCACUUGAUUCAAAUAGAACAUUAAUCCUUUGGACAGAAUGUUUGGGAAAAAAAGGACUUAAAGUACAAGGUUGUUUUUAAAGCGUCUUCAUAGGGUAUUAAGUAGUACUGUAAUUCAUGACUGUUAAAAAUACUUUCUGUGCUGUACGGAAAUCUCACAGUACCACUGAAUUAUGUUCCUCAACUGUCUCAGCCACGAACGAUGCUAGCUUCUUUUUUUUUUUUUUUUUUUUUUAUCGUGCAUUAUUCACUAGUAUUUAUGUGCUCUUACUCUGUAUAGUUAAGACUGUUAUUUUGUAGCCAUGGCUGACACGAUAUAUCAGUAACUAAAAAAAAAAAAGAGAAAAGAUUAAGACCCCCGAGUUGGAACUGUGCUCAUAGCUGUUUUCAUAUGAUGAAAAAUCCAUUUAAAAAAAAAAACCCCAAUGUGAUCAUUAAUUGUAAAACGCUUUGUAAAAUUCACAUUUACAAAAUAAUAAAGUAAAUUACAAUUAAAAGGUU